CAACGGGUGACGUAACGGAAGUAGCAAGUAUUUAAUGGCAAUAACACCGCGACUGUUACACUGCAGCCUGCUGGUUCAAGAGUUCACUGACAAACGAGAGGACGGUAGCUUCAGAAAGAUGAAGAUAAUCUCAUUACUGUUUAUUCUGGGAGCCCACAUUCCCUCAAAUGCAGCUCUUUUUAUGGUCACUGCUCCAAGACUGUUCUAUACAGCAUCCUUUGGGAAUAACAUCACUAUGGAGUGCAUAUUUCCAGUUGAAUCCAAUUUCCAUGUGAAUAUGUUAAAAGUAUUCUGGUAUCACAUCCUGGAAAAUGGAACUUCUCAGCUGGUGUAUAAACUGCACAAUGGGAAAGUUGUUCUCGAGGACCAGGCGGUCGAAUACAGAGAAAGAGUAGCCCUGUUACUGGAUGAGCUUCACAAUGGGCGUGCUGUACUGGAGAUCAACCAAGUGAGAGUGAGUGAUGCAGGGACCUACCGCUGUGUUAUUGCCCUCAAUGGUGUGGAUUACAAAGAAUCUGCUCUGAGAGUUACAGCAUCAUAUAAAGACAUAGAGACCCUCAACACCAAGGGAAAAAUGGAGACAGAAUUUGUUUGCCGAUCAUCUGGGUACCCCUUAGCUGAAGUCGUGUGGUACAAUGCAAAUGGUGCUGACCUUAAUAAAACUGCCAAUACCACCCACUUUACUGGCACCAAUGGACUCUAUAACAUACGUAGUGUACUUAGGAUACGGGCAGAAACUAAUGAAACAUAUAUAUGCAUGUUUCGGAUUAAAGACCUUAAUAUGUCUACUUCUGCGGUUUUACAAAUUAAAGAAAUAAAAAGCAUUGAUGACCUGCCAGUGAAUACAAUCACAUCAAUGAGAAGGAGUUACCUCAUCGCUACAGUCAUUAUUCCUUUGUCAGUUCUUCUUGGAAUCAUUGUUGUCCUGAUAAAAUUAAGAAGACAUUGGCAAGCCAAGAAAAAAAUUGCCGAAGCCAGAUUGCUGAUAUGAACUCUUCUCUGCUUGAAGUGGAAAGAAUAUUUUGAAUGCAACACCAAGUUUUUCUUUCGGUAAAUGAGAACUAUGGACAUUUCUACUACACUGAACUGGCACACAGUCAUGCCUUAUUGUAGAAGUACAGUGAAUGUGAAGUUUUAAAAAGAAGCAGACCCCUCACAUUCAAUUUCUUAAGCAAAGCAUCCAGCUUGCUUCUCCUUCAAAGAUGUGUAGAAACGAUCCUUCUUUGUGCAAUGAUACGGUAUCAGUAAUCAUUGCACUUUCACUGCCUGAGAGUUGGCUCCAUAUUAACUAAAUAUUGUAUUGGAUUUACAUAAAUCCAUUGUUCAAUAAGUAAACAAACAGCCAGACUGUAUGUUUUGGCUACUGUGUCUCCAAGGGCUGCCUGGUCUGUCCAGCAACAGAAAACAAGAAGAAAAAAAAUUUUAAAUCUAAAGCGAAAAUAGCCACAGAGGCCAGUUAACUGGGAAAUUUUAAGGUUUUUGUGGAAGGGGAACUUCUUGAACUUGUAACUUCUGCAAGUGGAAUUGUUUUAUAACUGAUUCAAACCAGAACAAGAGGGAAACCUUUGUAUAUGCUUGUGCUAAUACUUGGGCACCACAGGCCCUUUUUGAAGAAUAUUAUAGAGAAAGAGAGGCGGAAGUAAUAUAACUCUGAAAGUUUAGAUUGAAAUCAAUUUUUUUGAAAUCAUUUUCUAUGUAUUGUUUAGUUCCCAUCAUUCAUAAAAUGCUCGGCAGCAUUCCAUUAAGCACAAGAGAUGCUGCAGAUGUUGGAAACCCAGAGUAACACAUACAAAAUGCUGGAGGAACUCAGUAGGUCAGGCAGCAUCUAUGGAGAGGAAUAAAGAGCUGAGACACUUCUUCAGUAUACUCGGUACCUUCAAAUCAUUUUCUGAGCGACCUGUAGAACACAAUUCAGCUCCAGAGUGAAACUCGGCAGCACUGUAUUUUUUUUAGUGGUAUCAACCUCUUUUGCAAAAAAAUCAAAAUUGUUGCUAACCUCCUUGUAGUUGGCUCAUUUAAUUUGGGGAAAGGAGUAAAAAGGAUGCAAGCAAAGGUUUUUUUUAAAAAAAAGCAAAACUAAUAAGAAGGGACCAUUUAAGGCCUUAAGGAUGUAACUUUGGCCAAGUAGCAAACCCAGUAGCACAAGUAAGUUGCAAGGUUUCGUAUGUCAAUGCAGUUAUUAUUUGUGUGGGUGUUUUUUUUAAAUAGUGACAAGUAAACAAAUACAGAUAUGUAGAGGGAUGAUGUUGUUAAAAUCUCUGAAUCCUCCUAGAAUUCCUGUUAACUUUCAUGAUGUUAUACUUGAGCUUAAGUUUUCUUUAUUGAUGUCCGUUGUACAUUUGCUUUCUCUCAUUCAAUAUUUGUUUACUGUGAAACACUGAAGUUUGAUUUUUGUAUUCUAAGUUUAUCAAUUAUUUUAUUGUUAAACAAUGCCUGAAUAGGGAAUUUACUUUUUUAAGAGGAAUUUUUAAGGGUGAUAUUGCCAAUGUGAAGCUGUAUUGAAGACUGAUUUAAGUAAAUCAGUAGGACAAUAAUAAGUCUUAAUACAACAUUCAAAUAGAUUAUCAAAAUACCUAUACUGUAUAUUCUCAGUAAAUACAAAUGAACACAACAGAAUUAAUGUAAAACUGCGCACAAUAAGACAAACAAUGUGCAUAAGAUAACAAGCUGUGCCAAUACAAAAAGAAUAGUAAUAAUAAUAAAUGAAUAAGCAAUGUAUCAAGAACAUGAGAUAAUGAGUCCUUGAAAGUGAAUCCAUAAGUUGUGGGAACCAUUUAGUGUUCGGGUGAGUGAAGUUUCCCCUCUGGUUCAAGAGCCUGACGGGUGAGGGGUAAUAACUGCUCCUAAACCUGUUGAUGUGGGCCAUUGUUCAUUACAAAGGAAUAUUGCCAUUUCCUGCUUAAAUUACUCUCUACUCCUUUGUGAUUACUGGCGUAAUGGCUGAAUUUUGUGGAAGAUGCCUUUAUUGCACAAAGAUUAUAAGAACUUCAAAAUAGUGAAUAACAUUUUUUUAAAACUCCAUAAAUAAGCUUAAUUUUCAAAGAAAUAAAUGUUGCACUGUAAAUGUUGCACUGUAAAUGUUGCACUGUAAAUGUUGCACUGUAAAUGUUGCACUGUAAAUGUUACAUUGUAAAUGUAUUGUAAACAAAUCUAUUUAUAUAUA
Messenger RNA from Hypanus sabinus (Atlantic stingray), 3163 nucleotides. Its product is annotated as programmed cell death 1 ligand 1-like. Gene Ontology annotation, biological process: T cell costimulation; negative regulation of T cell proliferation; immune response. NCBI's taxonomy places the organism in Eukaryota, Metazoa, Chordata, Chondrichthyes, Myliobatiformes, Dasyatidae. The record is from RefSeq and is a predicted model, not a curated record. The transcript has 6 exons. Bases 35 to 991 code for a protein of 318 amino acids. Gene Ontology annotation, cellular component: external side of plasma membrane.